UCUUCCUCCAUGCAACUCUUCAAUGGAGGGUGUUCCUUCAAAAAAAAACUCUUCAAUGGCGGGCGACAACGGGUCGGUGGUUCGGCGGCUCUACCUCUCUGUGUACAACUGGGUUAGCUUCUUCGGAUGGUUGCUGGUGCUAUACCAUGCAAUCUUGGCGCUGUUAGGCGGUGGCCAUGAGGCCGUCUAUGAUGCUGUCAAGCUUCCACUCCUGUUUUCACAAACUGCUGCAUUAGCAGAGAUUCUUCAUUCUAUUACAGGGUUUGUGAGUUCUCCAAUCAGUGCAACUCUUCCACAAGUUGGUAUAAGGACAUCAGUUCUCUGGUUCAUCGUGUGGAGAUUUCCUGAGACACAGUCUCAUGUCUGUCUUACUUCCUUGGUCCUAAGCUGGUCCAUUACUGAGGUCAUCAGAUAUCCUUUCUUUGGUUUGAGGGAGGCAUUUGGAAUCACACCUUUUUGGCUCCUAUGGCUCAGGUACAGCACGUUCAUUGUACUCUAUCCUAUCGGGCUUAUCAGUGAGGUCGGCUUAAUCUUCACUGCUAUGCCUCACAUGAAGGGAAGAUCCUUCUAUAUCUGCGCUGCAUUGACCACUAUCUACAUUCCAGGAUUCCCACGCAUGUACCGUUACAUGCUCGCCCAGAGGAAGAAGAACCUGUCCAAGUCCAAGGCGAAAGCCGCAUGACGCUCCAGACGAGCCUCACUGUACCAGACAGAGUAACCAGUGUCUCUGCCUCUCUGGAGGACGCGCUUCCCGGUUCUUUAUAGACCACGGAAUGUUAGAAUGCACUGCUCUUA
This is a messenger RNA of Sorghum bicolor (sorghum), 795 nucleotides long. Its product is annotated as very-long-chain (3R)-3-hydroxyacyl-CoA dehydratase PASTICCINO 2A. Gene Ontology annotation, cellular component: endoplasmic reticulum membrane. Gene Ontology annotation, molecular function: 3-hydroxyacyl-CoA dehydratase activity. The record is from RefSeq and is a predicted model, not a curated record. The transcript is spliced from 9 exons. The coding region runs from base 23 to 682 and encodes 219 amino acids. Gene Ontology annotation, biological process: very long-chain fatty acid biosynthetic process; sphingolipid biosynthetic process; fatty acid elongation. NCBI's taxonomy places the organism in Eukaryota, Viridiplantae, Streptophyta, Magnoliopsida, Poales, Poaceae.